Molecule: messenger RNA, 2743 nt
Organism: Stegastes partitus (bicolor damselfish)
Lineage: Eukaryota; Metazoa; Chordata; Actinopteri; Pomacentridae
Product: semaphorin-6A
Exons: 18
Biological process (GO): neural crest cell migration; semaphorin-plexin signaling pathway; positive regulation of neuron migration
Cellular component (GO): plasma membrane
Molecular function (GO): semaphorin receptor binding; chemorepellent activity
Source: RefSeq, a predicted model, not a curated record
ACGUACAAACCUAAAGGGAUUUUGUUUUCAGGCUCACAGAUAAUUGUUGGGAUAAUUAGCCUGCAACACUAAGUAGUCUUUGUUAUCACUGCCAAGGAGGUUAUGUUUUCAUUACUGCUUGUUGGUUUGUUUGUCUUAGAGCUUGUGUUUGUCUCAAGCUUAUGCAAAAAAACACUACGAGGUCAGAUUUUAUGAAGCUUGGUGGAGAGCUGGAGCGCUGCCAAAGGAAGAACCCACGAAGUUUGGGUGUGGAUCCGGUUUGGGUUGUGAGUUUGCAUGCCAUCGAAGAAGAAGAGUGGACUACUGGCCUCGGUGGAGGUCUCUGCUCUCCAAGUUGCCAUUGGAGUUGUAAAUGGAUCCAGCAGUUUGCACGGAGUUUUAAAAUUCCGAGUCUAAAUUGCUUAUGCUCAACAAAAGGACAGGUUUUUGGAUUAGAAAAUGAAUUUCCUGCCUGUUAGAGACAGUUUGUGAAAUCAGUGUUACUUCUAAUUUAUUUCCUAAGCUAAGACGAGAUAGUAAACAGAAUUAAAUUCUGCACAUUUUCUAUUAAAAUUGUCCACAGGCUGUCACUGGCUGGAGGCUUGCCUGUAGCCACACUUGUAUUCCUGUUUCCAUGAAACGUGUCUUGCAGCUAGCUGGUGUGGACAUACUAGUCGACGGCACAGUGGGUACAGUGACACACUUGGCUCUAAUCAGGCUGAGACAAAUCUGUAGCAGAGGACCAGCAGCAGCAGCAGCAGUGUUGGUGCGACCAUGAGGUCAGAGGCCUUGUUACUCUACUUCACGCUACUGCAAAUAGCCGGGGCGGGCUUCCCCGAAGACAGCGAGCCUAUUAGCAUCUCACACGGCAACUACACAAAGCAGUAUCCGGCGUUUGUAGGCCACAAACCUGGAAGGAACAACACGCAGCGGCACAAACUGGACAUCCAGCUCAUCAUGAUCAUGAACAGGACGUUAUACAUCGCUGCCAGGGAUCACAUAUACACGGUGGACACAGACACUGCCAACAGUGACGAGAUCUUUUUCAGUAAGAAAAUGACAUGGAAGUCCAGACAGGCAGAUGUGGACACCUGCAGAAUGAAAGGGAAGCAUAAGGAUGAGUGUCACAAUUUCAUCAAAGUCCUCCUGCAGCAAAACGACGACACCUUGUUUGUUUGCGGAACAAAUGCUUUCAACCCCUCCUGUCGAACCUACAAGAUGGACACCCUGGAGGCUCUGGGAGAGGAGAUCAGCGGGAUGGCACGCUGUCCGUACGACGCCAAGCACGCCAACGUCGCCCUCUUCGCUGAUGGCAAGCUGUACUCGGCCACCGUAACAGACUUUCUAGCGAUCGAUGCGGUCAUCUAUCGUAGCCUUGGAGACAGCCCGACUCUGCGCACUGUCAAACACGACUCCAAAUGGCUGAAAGAGCCCUAUUUCGUCCAGGCUGUCGAUUAUGGGGACUUCAUCUACUUCUUCUUUCGGGAAAUUGCCAUGGAGUACAACACAAUGGGAAAGGUGGUGUUUCCUCGGGUGGCGAGGGUCUGCAAGAACGACCGAGGAGGCUCGCCCCGUGUCCUGGAAAAGCAGUGGACCUCGUUCCUCAAGUCUCGGCUGAACUGCUCCAUCCCCGGCGACUCCCACUUCUACUUCAACAUCCUGCAGGCAGUGACGGACGUCAUUCACAUCAAUGGGAGGGAUGUCGUCAUGGCGACUUUCUCCACUCCGUACAACAGUAUUCCAGGUUCGGCGGUGUGUGCCUAUGACAUGGCGGAGGUGGCCAACACGUUCACGGGGCGUUUCAAAGAGCAGAAAUCCCCAGACUCCACCUGGACGCCUUUUCCCGAAGAGAAGGUUCCGAAGCCGAGGCCUGGGAACUGUGCCGGCACUCCAUCCAUGGAGAGGUACAAGGUAUCCAAUGAGUUCCCCGACGACACACUCAACUUCAUCAAGAUGCAUCCUCUGAUGGAUGAGGCCGUGCCCUCCAUCGCUAACAGGCCCUGGUUUCUCAAGACCAUGGUUCGAUACCGUCUGACGCGCAUCGUGGUGGACAGCGAGGCGGGUCCCAACAAGAACCACACGGUGGUGUUCCUGGGCUCUGAGAAAGGCAUCAUCCUCAAGUUCUUGGCCAAGAUGAACAACGGUUUCCUCAACGACAGCCUGUUUCUGGAGGAGCUCAACGUCUACAACCCCGACAAGUGCAGCAUAGAUGGCGUGGAGGACAAACGCAUCAUCGGUAUGCAGAUAGACAGCAAGAGUCACGCUCUGUGGGUCGCCUUCACUUCCUGUGUGGUCAAAGUGCCGCUGUCGCGCUGCGAAAGGCACGGACGAUGCAAGAAAUCCUGUAUAGCCUCCAGAGACCCGUACUGUGGUUGGGUAUCAGAGGGGGCCUGCAGACAGGUGGUCGGCAACACCAAAUCAGCCUUUGAGCAGGACGUGGAGCAUGGUAACACAGAUGGCCUGGGAGACUGCCAAAAUACCUUUGUGGCACUGAACGGCCACCAUCACCACCACCAUCACCACACCCUCUCACUUCCCACCUCGGCCCUCCCCGAGGCCGCGGAGGGGCCCCUUGGGCGGGGCCGCAUGGUGGAGCGGAAGGACCCCCCCAUGAGUUCUGACAAAGGGGAGGACCCCUACGUGGCGGUGCCCUCUCAGACUCAGCCCGAAGCCAAUGGUAAGCCUUGGAACGCAACAGCGAGCAGUCAAUUUGGUCCAUUGUCACCUGUGGCAAGGGAGGGUGAGGCGGGGAGGGGAGGGAUGA